GAGAAAGGGCAUAGGCUCAUUCAAAGGGUUUGACUGAAGUAUAUAGUUCCUUGGUGUAAUUCUUUUGACCUUUGUCUUAGUCCAAGGAUAUGGUUUUGUUGUGGCAAGAACACUUCGACCAAGACAAUGGCAUCCUGAACUGCUGAUAUUCCUUCAUUGAAAUCAUGUCAGUUGCAGAUUAUAGUUCCACGUAGACAAAGGAGCAAAUAACCCUUCAAUAGUAUGCUGAGUUCAGAAGACAAGACCAUGGAGUCUAGAAAACCUGUUCACAAACUUUCUGAAACAAUUCAUUCUUUACUAGGAUGGAAAUCACAUGUGACUUCCAACUGGGUCAAAUCUGUUUGUGAUAUAAUGAAAAGUGCACCACCUGAUGGUGCAUCUAUCAUUUCAAAACCGAUAAAUGGUGUAAUGGAGAAUUCAAUGAAGAAGAAAAAUGAUGAACUGCAUAAUUCCGUUUUGAAAAUUGAAGAUGAAAUUGUAGCUUUAACGGCCUACAUAAAUCAACUGAACACACAGAGAAGGCAGGUACUAAAUGAGUUUCUAGAUUUGAGAGGGAACAUUCGUGUCUUUUGCCGAAUUAGACCCAUUGCAGUUCCAGAGAACUUUGGCCAGUUAAAAGCAGUUGCAGCUUUGGAUUCAAGUAAUGUUGUUUUAAAACUAGCAGAGAACAAAAGUAAAACUUACAGCUUUGACAAGGUUUUCCAUCCAGGUUCAUCACAAGAUGAAGUCUUUGCAGAAGUAGAGCCAGUUAUUAAAUCAGCCUUGGAUGGUUACAACGCAUGUAUAUUUGCGUACGGACAGACUGGCACUGGAAAAAGCUUCACCAUGGAAGGUAUUCCACAGUCUCCGGGAGUGGUAGCUCGUUCAAUGGAGGCAAUUUUUAAACAGGCAGUGGAUAGCAACCACGUAUAUGUCUUCACAUUCAGUAUGCUUGAGAUUUACCUGGGAAACCUAAAAGAUUUACUUGUUCCUCAGCCAACAAAAGUAAUGGAUCCUACGCCACCAUGUCUCUCAAUCCAAACAGAUCCUAAGGGAGGGAUUGACAUUGACAACCUUGUGGCUAUUCCAGUGACUGACGUCAACCAAGCAUUGAAGCUGUACAAAUUAGGAUGCCGGUUUAGAUCAACUGCUUCUACAAAUUCAAACAAAACAUCAAGCAGAUCACAUUGCUUGAUCCGCCUAUCAAUCACAUGUCUUGAUGCUCCUGAGAGGCGCAGAGAAACAAAUAAAUUAUGGUUUGUCGACCUUGGCGGAAGUGAGCGCGUGCUUAAGACAAAGGCUUCAGGAAGAAGACUUGAUGAAGGGAAGGCCAUCAAUUUGUCACUUUCUGCUCUUGGGGAUGUCAUCCAUGCACUUCAAAAGAAAAAUUGUCAUGUACCUUAUAGGAACAGCAAGCUAACACAAGUUCUUAAAGACUCCCUUGGAGAAGAUUCGAAAACCCUGAUGUUAGUGCAUGUUAGUCAAAAGGAAGAAGAUAUAUGCGAGACAUUGUGCUCUUUAAAUUUUGCAACAAGGGUGAGAAGCAUUCAUUUGGGGAACAUGGAUUCAAAUGAAGAAAGAGCACAAAAGGAAAUUGCAAUAGCACACAUGCAGAAAAAAAUGAAAAUGAUUGAAGAUGAACGCCAAGAUGUCAGAGGAAAGAUUGAAAAGUUUAAUGAAGAAUUACAGAAACUAACAGGGACAGCUCCAUCUUCUAAUGAUCAAUUAGAGGCUUCUCAUUUGUUGAGCAAAUUUAACCAACAUAAUCUUGAAGCAACAAGGAGAAAAACAACAGAAACUAAAGAAGCUCCUUUAUCAAGGAUACCAAGAUUUAUGAAGCCUACUGUUUGUAGCACAAGAAAAUAUGGAGCAGACAGCCAAACGUCUGAAGAGAAAGUGAAAUUCCCUGCAAGAAGAAGAAGGCCAUCGUCCCAUCGUGCUGAGUCUGUGAGUUUCCCUGUAAAACGUAGAUCAGAAAACAAUUCAGAAUGCAGUAUCUCAAGAAAUAGCUGUUUGGGGGAUUUGAAUGUGAAAAGUAAUGCAGAUGAAACAGAAUACAGUCAGGAUGCAACUGAAUGUGAUAUAAAAAGUAUAAUAUUCAUGGAACAUGAAAUAUCAUCAAAGAGUUCAACUCAGCAAAAGGGUUGCCUUGUCAGCAGUGAUGGAUAUGGAAAAGGAAAGAAAAAUAGCUUUAUCUCUACAAACUUUUCAAAAGUUGACAACUGGCUACGUUUGCACAAGAAUGAACCUACGGUGAGUACUACUUCUCAAAAAAGCAAAAGGGUUCUAGCAAUUCCUGCCCCAGAGAAGAAACAUAACUAUAAGUUCACAAAGAAAACGAUUGCAAACAAUGAAAAACAUGAAAGUUAUGUUGAUGUUUUAGGAUCUGGAAGGUUGAAACAAGUAGAAAUUCAUAAACCUCCAACAAAUAUGGAAAAUAUUAUCGAUGCGCACUCAAUAUGUGACUCAAAAUAUCCACCAGAAACACUAAAUGGUGAGACAAUACUACACACAAAAAGCUUGGGAGAUAUGUUUAUGGAGGAAAGCCAGAGCAACUUACGUUCUCCACCCAAAAUCUGGGGAAGUUGUUAUGAUAUGAAUCAAGAUGGUGGCAGGGUCAACCAAACAUUUACAAUGCAGAAGGAAGGCAGAGCACAAUCCCCAGAAACUACCUUUCCAGAAAAGAAUUCAUGUUGCAAAUUCUCUCCAUCUAAAAUAUCCCAUUGUACGUUUGAAACAAGAGAUGAUUCAGGCUCAUCAAUGUCAGUAUCAGAACAAGACCUACAAUGUUUACUAUUGCCUACGGAGAUGACAGAGUCAGUAUCACAACAAGAUUUACAGUGUUCACAAUUUCUUACAGAGAUGACAGUAUCAGAACAAGAGCUACAGUGUUCACAAGUGCCUACAGAGACAAGUACAUAUGAAAGUGAUAGCGAAGACUUGGACACAAUAGAUCAGAUAUCAGAAAAUUUAAAUGAAAAGACAAGGCCAAGACCUGGUAUACAUAAUAUGCGAACACAAAGGGCCUUAUUCAUAGAUAAUAAGAACCCAAAGGAGCUGAUCGAGACAUUAGUGAAACCGCAACAAAAUACAGAAGUCUUAGGUAUAUGUAAUCAUAUUAUAGGGAAAGUUCAGAUACUUGGGGCCAGUGCACUUCUAGCAUCAGGGUUCAACAAUUUGGGACUUGAGCACGAGUUUUUCAACGGCCUAAUCCUAUGAACCGAAUCCAGAGACAGGGGAAAAAAUCUCCCUUGAGCAGUAGCCAUGGUGGUUGAGAAGAAGAUUUCGAGCCCUUCUUUUUUAAACAGUGCUGCAUAAUUCCAAUAUCCUAGCAACUCACAUUCAGCCCAAAAAAGCAACCCUCUACUUAGACAAAUGGGCAAUGAUACAGGUACAAACAAAGGCCCUCCUGUGUAGCAUCAUAAUGUGUUCGUGAAACGUCAUUACAAUUAUUAUCGCUGAAUAUCCAGCACCUUGGAUGUUCCUUGAAAUCAGCUAACUUGGCCAUCUAAAUUAAUGUAUGUGUAUAGAACAAUUUUUCUAUCAUUUUUGUAAUUACACUUAUAAAUAUAUAUAUUGUUUCAUUUGGUUUGAACAUAUGAACAUCAAAGGGAACCUCCCUGAAUUAUUGGCCAAACCAUGAAAUGCGGUAAGGGCUUUUGAUCAUAUGUACAUUCAAGUUCCAUUUCUCAACACAAGUUGGAAUCAUUUUUUUCAGUUCAGGAAGCAAAGGCCUUUAUAUUCUUCAUGCACCCUCUGACUAAAACGGAUCGAGUGGUAAACGUUUUGCGAAUUAAAUUUAUUAAAUCCAAUUCACUCAUCAAAUGUAAGAAGCUCAUCUCUUUCCUUCUGAAGAUGCCCAGCAACCUUCAACUGAUUGAAUAUAUCAUAUAAAACUUCAUAAAUCUUAUACAUCUCCGAAUGUGAUGUAUCUCCUGCAAUAAAUUCAUGAACUCUGUUGUUGAUUUCAAUGGAACUUCCACCGGGCAUCUUCUUAACACCUGUAUCUCUCAUGACCUUCCUUAUCAUCCCAGAUUCAUCCCAGCUACCAGAAGCAGCAUAUAUAUUAGACAAAAGAGUAUAAUUUCCACUAUUCUGGGGCUCCAACAUCAUAAGUUGCUGCAAUGCAUGCUCUCCAAGUUCAGCAUCACCAUGUAUAUUGGAAGCAGCAAGAAGAGAUCCCCAUAUUGCUGCAUUCGUUUGAAAUGGCAUUCCCUUAACAAGUUCACAUGCCUCUUGAAGAUAACCAGCCCGCCCCAGUAAAUCAGUCAUGCACCCAUAGUGCUCAACUUUCAAUUGAAUUCCAUAUCUUGAGGCCAUGUUGCUGAAGAACCAGCGCCCCAUUUCAACUAACCCAGCGUGGCUACAAGCAGAAAGAAUGGCAAUAAAAGUUAUUUCAUUAGGCUUAACUAGAGCACUUUCCAUUUGAGAAAACAUUUCAAUUGCUUCUCUUCCAAGACCAUGAAGAGCUAGCCCAGACAUCAUUGUUGUCCAAGUUACGACACUUCUCUGUUUCAUACUUUGAAAAACAUCUAGUGCCUUUCUUAUGUUGCCUGACUUUGCAUACAUGUCAAUGAGUGCAUUAUUAAGAUGAAGCUUUCCAGAAAAUCCACGCUUCUGCAUAUAGUUAUGGAUCCUCUCCCCCAACACUACUGAACCCAAAUGAGCACAAGCAGAAAUUACAGCCAAGAUUGUAACUUCAUCAGGCUCCAUAUUCUCAAGCUGCAUUCGUCUAAACACCAUGACAGCCUCUUUUGGCCUCUUCAUCUUAGCAAACCCGGCAAUCACCGAAGUCCACGAAAUCAAAUCUCUCUCAGGCAUUCGUUUAAAGACCUUCCAUGCAUUAUCAACAUCAGCCACCUUAACAUAACCUGUGACCAUGGCAUUCCAGAGCGCCACAUCUCUCAUGCUCAUUCCAUCAAACACUUUCCGGGCAUCCAAAACACAUUCACAAAAAGAAUACAUCCGAACGAGUGAAGUACCCACACAAACAUCCGAGUCCAACCCAGUUCCUAUAACUUGACAAUGAAUCUGACGACCGACGUCAACUGCAGAGAGCCGAAUCACAGCCUUCAAAACGCAGGGAACAGAAUAAGUGUCUGGUCGCAAACCGGUGGCAAAAAUGUUGUUGUAGAGGGAUAUGGCGAGUGAAGGAGAGAGAACGUUGAUCAUGGUGUUGUAAAGAUAAAUGUUGGGCUUCGGUUUCUUGUGAUUGAAAACCAUGUAGGCGUAGGUGGAAUGGCCGAGAGAAGAGCAAGCUUGGAUGAAGUGGGCAAAGAUUACAUUGUCGUUCUGAAGAGCAGUGAGAACCAUAAAGGCGUGAGCUUGACGAAUGUGCUUCAGGGAAGAGCAGUGGCUGAGAAAGGAGACCAAGUGAAGGUUCAUUUGGUGGUUGAGACAGUUGGGGCGAUCAGGUUCUUUGGCCUUGCUCGCAUUGAGUUGGCUUUAUUACGACCUUAUGGUCCUCUACGAGGGCGCACACUCAUCAGUUAAUAUUUAGUGGGAUGUUUCGGGUUGUGAUGGUGCGCAUUUUUCACCAAUUUAUUGAAUCACACCACAUAUACCUCAAAAUUGCACAAACUACAGGUGUUCAUCUACACUGGACAAAUUGCCCACACUACAUCAUACCCUACAAAACUUUAACAGUGUGUUUGGUAGAAGGGGAUUUCGGCUAUGUUUGGCAC
Molecule: messenger RNA, 5663 nt
Organism: Cannabis sativa
Lineage: Eukaryota; Viridiplantae; Streptophyta; Magnoliopsida; Rosales; Cannabaceae
Product: kinesin-like protein KIN-14T
Exons: 12
Coding region: 223-3198 (991 amino acids)
Biological process (GO): microtubule-based movement
Molecular function (GO): microtubule binding; microtubule motor activity; ATP binding
Source: RefSeq, a predicted model, not a curated record